This is a messenger RNA of Botrytis porri, 291 nucleotides long. RefSeq lists its product as uncharacterized. Lineage: Eukaryota; Fungi; Ascomycota; Leotiomycetes; Helotiales; Sclerotiniaceae. The coding region runs from base 1 to 291 and encodes 96 amino acids. The record is from RefSeq and is a predicted model, not a curated record. The transcript is spliced from 3 exons.
AUGUUGAGAAAGAGAUUAGUGUAUAGUGGAUGUUUGACUGAAAUGCUUAAUCAAAGAGACUAUCAAAAGGGUUACGCCAACAGAGAGUGGGGUGAGAACGCUGCCGACUUUUUUGGCGACUAUAGCGUGCUCAAUCAUAGCGGGGAGUUUGGGUAUCUUCUAUCCUCUGUUUCUCGACCUGGAUCUUUCACCCCUUGGGUGAUUAUAGGCUGUAUGUGUUCAGCUAUCGGAUCUGGUUACAUGAGUUUGUUUAAAGUCAAUACUGGGGCCGGUGAAUGGAUUGGAUUUUAG